CCCCCUCCUCCUCCACACUCCACUCCUCGCCUUCCACUCUCCACACCUCGCCUCGCGUCGAGCACCUGGCAAUGGCGGCUCACGCGCCCUCGAUGCGCCCCACCCACGCCCUCUCCUCGUGAGAUCGCCUGCUGCGCUCUCUCCCCGCGCGCGCGCGCGCCUCCCUCCCUGUUUGUUGAAUCCAAGAGCGAGCCCGACCGCAUCUUGGACCCUCCCCUCCCCGCGGUUCUUGGACGACGCCGGUGCGCGCGGUGGCUCUGCUGUCCCCGCGCCGCACCGCGCCGAAUCCGAGCAGAACGCGCGCGCGUCGGCGGGGGGAUCUGCAAUGGCGGCCGUGGCGGUGCCCCCGCUCUCCGCGUGGCUCGUCGCCGCGCGCUCCUCGACGCAGGCGGAAUGCGGCGGCGCCGACGAGCACCACCACCACCACCAUCAGCAGCAGCACCAGUGCUGCGUCGGCGGCGGGUCCAGCACGGUGAUGUUCGGCCCGCGCCGCCGCCGCUUCCUCGGCGGCGGCGCGCGGCGGCGCGGCGCGGCGCGCUCUGGAAUGGCCAUGGCUGUUGCCCUGCAGCCUGAAAGGAGAACUGUUGAAAAGAAACCUGAUGUUAAACAAAGAAGGGUGGUUAUCACUGGCAUGGGUGUAGUAACACCGUUGGGCCAUGAUCCUGAUGUGUUUUACAACAACCUUCUGGAUGGUGUUAGUGGAAUAAGCGAGAUAGAAAGGUUCGACUGCUCCACGUUUCCGACGAGAAUUGCAGGAGAGAUAAAAUCCUUUUCUACUGAUGGUUGGGUUGCUCCUAAGCUAGCUAGGCGAAUGGACAAGUUCAUGCUAUAUUUGAUAACUGCUGGAAAGAAGGCGUUGGAACAUGGUGGUCUCACUGAAGAACUCAGGAAUGAAUUGGAUAAAACCAGAUGCGGUGUUCUCAUUGGUUCUGCAAUGGGUGGCAUGAAGGUUUUUAAUGAUGCGAUUGAAGCAUUGAGGGUCUCCUACAAGAAAAUGAACCCAUUUUGUGUCCCUUUUGCAACUACAAAUAUGGGCUCUGCAAUACUUGCAAUGGAUCUGGGCUGGAUGGGGCCGAACUAUUCUAUUUCCACCGCGUGUGCUACCAGUAAUUUCUGUAUCCUCAAUGCAGCAAACCAUAUCAGAAGAGGGGAAGCUGAUGUUAUGCUCUGUGGUGGUUCUGAUGCACCACUCAUCCCAAUUGGAUUAGGAGGUUUUGUGGCUUGCAGAGCACUUUCACAGAGAAACAGUGACCCAACUAAAGCUUCCCGGCCAUGGGAUGUGGACCGUGACGGUUUUGUUAUGGGGGAAGGGGCAGGUGUUCUUGUGUUGGAAGAACUUGAACACGCCAAGCAAAGAGGUGCAAAAAUAUAUGCUGAAUUUCUAGGUGGAAGCUUCACGUGUGAUGCAUACCACAUGACUGAGCCACAUCCUGAAGGAAGAGGGAUUAUUCUUUGUAUAGAAAAGGCACUGGCUGAUUCAGGAGUAGCAAGGGAAGAAAUCAACUAUGUCAAUGCUCACGCAACGUCUACACAGUCAGGUGAUUUGAAGGAGUAUGAAGCUAUUGUCCGCUGCUUUGGCCAGAACCCUCAGCUAAGGGUGAACUCAACAAAAUCAAUGACUGGACAUCUAAUAGGUGCAGCUGGUGGAAUAGAAGCUGUUGCUGCUAUUCAAGCUAUAAGAACUGGCUGGGUCCAUCCGAAUCUGAAUUUGGAGAACCCAGAGAAAAUAGUGGAUGUGGGCGUGCUGGUCGGGUCGCAGAAGGAGAGAUGCAAAGUGAAUGUGGCACUGUCAAACUCAUUUGGAUUUGGUGGGCACAACUCAUCAAUUCUGUUUGCACCCUUCAAGUGAACUCGGCCUACGAUUAUCGCUUGCUCCCUCAAAUUUCCAACCGCGCCAUGGUACCGGAACCGCGUAUAGAAAACUAGCAAGCAAGUGAAUUCAUGGCUUACACAUGCUAUGAAUAAUUGAACAUGAAGGUCCAAGCUAAGAAGAGCAUUGUGCCAUACAACAACAGAGUGAAGAAAGUAAGAAACCAUAGAGGCCAUGUCCAUGGCAUGACCACUCCUAAGUUUCAUUUUGUAUCACCAUCGCAAAUACAUCCCUGGAAAAGUCCUGGAUUUCCUUUUUCUCAAGUGAAGAAGAAUAUGAUGUAGCCUAUGGCCUAUGUUAUUACUUUGUUUAUCUCAUCUAGGAGGACUUUGUGUAUCCUACCUGGGCCGGUAAUUUUUUUUUCUUUUUUCGCCUCACCUCAGAACCCUUCUCUAGAUUUGGCAUAGUUGAUGAGAGUGAGGAUGCUUUGCAGUACAGAGGUGCUGUCAUUUGAUGUUGUAUUGAUGAUGUUUAUUAGUAACUUUGGCUACUCAUAUUAGCCGUGAAAAAAAAAUGAUGGUUUCUUGUAAGCUGUGAAAUACUGUUUUUUUUUUCUGAAUACAACAGUUGUAAGCUGUGAAAUGCUACUUCGGAGGA
Messenger RNA from Oryza sativa Japonica Group (Japanese rice), 2467 nucleotides. RefSeq names its product 3-oxoacyl-[acyl-carrier-protein] synthase II, chloroplastic. Gene Ontology annotation, cellular component: mitochondrion. Lineage: Eukaryota; Viridiplantae; Streptophyta; Magnoliopsida; Poales; Poaceae. The record is from RefSeq and is a predicted model, not a curated record. Gene Ontology annotation, molecular function: 3-oxoacyl-[acyl-carrier-protein] synthase activity. Gene Ontology annotation, biological process: fatty acid biosynthetic process.